Molecule: messenger RNA, 2007 nt
Organism: Acanthamoeba castellanii str. Neff
Lineage: Eukaryota; Discosea; Longamoebia; Acanthamoebidae
Product: homoaconitase, mitochondrial precursor, putative
Exons: 16
Coding region: 1-2007 (668 amino acids)
Source: RefSeq, a predicted model, not a curated record
AUGAAGCGAUUUUUGGGUUCCUCCGCUGUCUCCAUUUGCGGCAGUGUCCACGCAUCCGCCUCGGUGCGCGGAGCCGCCUGGCAGCGACCACAGAAUCUCGUCGAGAAGAUUAGUUUGGACUUUGUGACGAUCCGGCCGCGACAUGUGAUGACCCACGACAACACGUCGGCCGUGAUCAAGAAGUUCAAGUCCAUCGCCGCCUCUGUCAAGGAUCGCGAGGUGCGAGUGGCCAACCCUCGCCAGCCCGUCUUCACGCUGGACCACAACAUCCAGGACCGGUCCGAUGCCAACCUCAACAAGUACAAGCAAAUCCAGGAAUUUGCGGACAAGUACGGCAUCGACGCGUACCCGGCCGGUCGCGGGAUCGGGCAUCAGGUGAUGUGCGAGGAGGGCUACGCGUUCCCCGGCACGAUGGUGGUGGCGUCGGACAGCCACUCGAACAUGUACGGCGGCCUGGGCUGCCUGGGCACCCCGAUCGUGCGCACCGACGCGGCCGCCAUCUGGGCCACCGGCGCCACCUGGUGGCAAAUCCCGCCCGUCGCCAAAGGCACCGCACUCUCCACCACCCAAUCAAUCAACACACGCCGACGCUCAUCGUUGUGGUGUGUUGAACUCCGCGGCCAGCUGCCGGAGUAUGCGACCGGCAAGGAUAUCAUCAUCACCCUCUGCGGUCUCUUCAACAAGGACGAAGUGCUCAACCACGCUGUGGAAUUCGUGGGCGAAGGCGUGGGCCGCGUGUUCCCGAUCGACGACCACACGAUCGGGUGGCUGCGCGAGAGGGAGUCGUACAUCGCGUCGGCCCGGGGCCAGCGGAAGCCCAUCGCCUCCGACGUCGAUGGCCACGGCCAGCACCACCCCCGCAUCAACUCCCGCACCAUCCAGGAGCUCGUGCUGGACCUCUCCACGGUCCGCCCGCACGUUUCUGGGCCCAAUCAUGUAAAGGUGAUGCACAGCGUGGACGACAUGGAGCGCCGCGGGAUCAAGGUCAGCAAGGCCUACAUCGUGUCCUGCACCAACAGCCGCGUGCAGGACCUCUCCGCCGCCGCCAACGUCUUGCGGGGCAAGAAGGUGGCGGAGGGCGUGGAGCUGUACAUUGCGGCGGCCUCGAGCGAGGUCGAAAGUGACAGCGCCAAGCGGGGCGACUGGCAGGCCCUCAUCGACGCCGGCGCCAUUCCCCUCCCGCCCGGCUGCGGUCCCUGCAUUGGUCUCGGGGCGGGACUGCUGAAGGCCGGCGAGGUGGGCAUUUCGGCAACCAACCGAAACUUCAAGGGGCGCAUGGGUUCGCGCGAAGCCGACGUCUACCUCGCGUCGCCGGAGGUGGUGGCGGCUUCGGCGUUGGCGGGCAUCAUCAAGGCGCCGGGUGGUCCCGGUGCCAACGGCCUGACGGCCCAGGGCAGCGUCAAAGUCAACUCCAAGGACACGCAGGAUUCUGGCGAAGGCGAAACUGUGGCCAUCCUGCCCGGCUUCGUGGAGAAGCUCGAAGGCGAGCUGGUCUUCUGCCACCAGGACAACAUCAACACCGACGGCAUCUACCCCGGCAAGUACACCUACAACGAGGACAUCAGUCCGCAGCAGCAGGCCGAGGUCUCGAUGGAGAACUACGACCCCGCGUUCACCAAGAAGGCGCGCAAGGGCGACCUGCUCGUCUCGGGCUACAACUUUGGCACCGGCAGCUCUCGAGAGCAGGCGGCGACGUGUCUGAAGCACUACGGCAUCUCGCUGGUGCUGGCGGGUUCGUUCUCGGAGACGUAUAAGCGUAACGCGUUCAACAACGGCUACCUGGUGAUCGAGGUGCCCGAGCUGGUCGACUACCUCAAGCAGAAGGCCGCGAGCGACAAGGGUACCAAUGAACUGACCCAGCGCACGGGCCUCAAGGCCGUGCUCGACUUCAAGUCGUCGGUGCUGAGCGUGGACGGCCGCAAGUUUGCCUUCCCGCCCGUGGGGGCCGUCGCCCAGGAGAUCGUACUCGCCGGUGGUCUCGAGCAGUGGGUCGAAAAGAAGCUCUAA